UCUACUUAGUUACACGCAACGGCUAUAUAAUACCGGUAAAUAGCCAUUAGCCACUUGUACAACAACAUCGUCGAUUUUCCCAUUAUACCCUUCAGAGACUUUCCCUCUAUUUUUUCCUUUCACAAUCUUCUUCCCUCUCGGAAACACCGUACUUGGAAUUCUCUGGUUCUCUUCUUGAUGGAUCCUCCGACAUUGAAACCCAACCAGCUAAGAAACAUCCUCGUCCGCCUCCUCACCUUCGGCGUCCUCGUCCUCGCCGUCCGUUUCGCCUACGUCAUCACCCUCGCCGGCGAGUCUUGCGGCUACAACGACUUCUGCUUCUUCCCCGACCACCUCAGACUCCGAGGCCGCGCAUCGUUGGACCAAAACGCCGCCGUUUCGGGGUCCAAAGAGCCACGUGGCGUCGAUCUCUGGACGACCAAGAAGUGGCUCAGAACGGUGGAUUACUACUCCGCGAUUUUCCAAGAACUCAUUGCCGAGGGCUUCCUCGCCCCCAAUUCCAAGGCCCUCUGCGUCGGGACCCGCGCCGGAGAGGACGUGCUGGCACUUAAAGAAAACGGCGUCGUUAAUUCAAUUGGAAUCUCAGGCACCGCUUCUCCGCCGUUGAUCCUCCCCGGGGCCCCCCACCGCCAGCCGUUCGAUGAAGCCAGUUUCGACUUCGAAUUCUCCGCCAACGGCUCCCUGGACCGGUCGGGUCGACCCGCGGAUUUCGCGAACGAGGUCUGCCGGACCCUCAAACCGGGAGGGUUCUUCGUGGCCCAAAUCUUCGCCAAAGACAAUUACAGCUUCAAUUCCUUUCUCGAUUUGUUCAAUUGCUGCAGACUCAUCCGCACCCGCGACGUCGACGGCGUCGAUACGACGUCGGUUCGUGAGGUCGUGCUGAGAAAAGAGGCGCAAUUUCUCAACCCCAGAAAACUGGGGCUCGGUGGCAAUUCCAGUAAAAGGUGCUUAAUUCCGGGGUAUAAACGGGAAUUGAUCCGGAAAGCAGAGCCGUUGAUAGAGCAAGAGCCACUGAAGCCGUGGAUUGCUUGGAAGAGAAACUUGAAGAAGGUGAAGUACUUGACUUCAAUGGCGGACAUUAGCUUUAAGCAGAGGUAUGUUUACAUUGAUGUUGGAGCUCGUAGCUAUGGGUCUAGUAUAGGAAGCUGGUUCAAGAAACAGUACCCAAAACAGAGUAAGAGCUUUGAGGUUUAUGCAAUUGAGGCUGAUAGGGUUUUUCAUGAGGAGUAUAGAGAUAAGGAAGGGGUGAGUCUUGUGCCUUACGCUGCUUGGGUGAGGAAUGAGACAUUGUUCUUUGAGAUUACAAGGGAUUCGGGUUCGAAAGAUGUGGAGAUGUCUAGAGGAAUAGGGAGGAGGAUUAAUCACAAUGUGAGGAGUUCUUCGAGUUAUGGGGAGGAGGUGGAUAAGAUUAAGGGGAUUGAUUUUGUGGAGUGGUUGAAGAGGAGUGUUUCGGAGAGCGAUUUCGUGGUGGCGAAGAUGGAUGUGGAGGGGAGUGAGUUUUAUUUGGUUCCGAGGUUGAUUGAGAGUGGAGCCAUUUGCUUGAUUGAUGAGGUGUUUAUGGAGUGUCAUUACAAUAGGUGGCAGAGGUGCUGUCGCGGUCAGCGGAGCGCCAAGUUCAAGAGGAGUUAUGGUCAGUGCUUGGAGCUGUUCACUAAGCUCAGAGACGCUGGAGUUCUUGUGCAUCAAUGGUGGUGACUGAUAUUGUACUCUGUUGAAGUAAAUUGUUGCUUCAGAUUGUACUACUUAUUUUGGCUCAUAAUGCUUGGGUACUUCUGGCUUAGAAAGUAGUUCGGCACUUGUGUCACUAUUAGGAGAUGAGGAGAGCUACUCACUCUUCCCUACAGUAUAAGUAUUACUAUGCUGGAGUGUAAAGUGUAUAUACUCUUCAGAUUGGAGUGCUAGAGUGCAGUGGGACAAUUUCCGAUUGCGUUCAUGCUCCCUUAAAAACUUAUCAUAUUUGAUGAGCAGCAUGUUUCGAGGAAGCUUCUCUGGAAAUGAUGUUUUCCAUUGUCUAAGGGAGUUGAAAAGCAUUUCCUUUCAAGUGCAGCAUGUUUUGAGAAAACGCAAAAGCACACUAAGAUGCCUUUUUUAGCAUUUGAGGAUUUGUACCGAAACAGACUUGGAAGAGGAAGGUUCUCAGAUAGAUAAUCCUACUGGUGUAAAGCACAAAAAACAUAAAGAAAGUCAAAGUAUGAUGCAGCUCUUGGGUCUGGGAUUGGGGUAAAAAGCAAUAUUUGCACAUGAACAAAAGAAGCACAAGCAGCGCACUUAGUGUUGCAUACAUGUGGAGGAUCUAUGGAAUAAUGUGAUGAUAUGUACACCAGGUUCAGGAAAAUGUGGUUGGAACAUGUUAAUUUCAAGGAGGUUGUUAAGAAUUGUUGGCUCUCUGCACCUUCUUAUGGUUGCCCCUUCACCGUUCUUCAACACAAGUUGUGUGUUUUGCGGAAAGCUCUUAGGAGUUGGAAUUGGGAGGUGUUUGGUGACGUGCACCGUAGGGUGGAAAAAGACCAAGAAGCUUUGGCAAAAAUUCAAAGUGAUAUUGCUGCUUCUGGUGGAACAGAAGAUGAUUUUGCUGAAGAGAAUGAGCUACAAGCAAACUUAUCAGAAUCUAUUCGCAUGCAGGAAAGUUUUUGGAAAGAAAAAGCAAGGUUGAAAUGGUUAUCAUAAGGUGAUCGUAAUUCUUCUUUUUUUUUCAUGCGAUGUGUAGAGCGCGUCGUAAUCGCUCUUCUAUUACCUUGCUUCGAGAUGGUGAUCAGGUUCUUGAUGAUCCUCACUCUAUUCAAGAUCAUGUUGUUGGUUAUUGUACUUACAUAUAUAGGCAUUUGCAAGCAUAAUUAGCUAUAAUGAGCCACGCUCAUGCUAUCGCCAGCGGUACAAACUCCCACCAAAGGUGUGACCUACGGAAACACAGCCAGGCGGGCUACCGCCCAAGCCCCGGCUCACCCCUAGAUUACCGCUGACGCGCAGCCACGCGCCGCGCCAAGACAACGGCAGAAGCUCCAGAAGCUGGGGACUAAAGCACAUCAGUCCCACAUCGAAAACAUGGAGAAACUUAGCUCAUUCCUCACCUAUAAAAGGUAGCGGAAGCUUUGAGAACAUCACAAGUAUCGGUCCGCCCAUCGGACCAACGUUAACAAAGGUUUAGUUACCGCUGAACUUUUAGACAUUAACAUUGGCGCCGUCUGUGGGAACCUUGAACAAAAGGCCAUCCCACCACAUCCACCAUGACUAACGGUAGCAGGGGAAACGCGGAGGAACAAGCGGAUCAAUCCACCAACCCCCACCCCACCAACCCAGCGACUAACGUCAACCCCGCAGUUAAUGUUAAUUGUGCACUGUUCAGCACGCCUGAUAGGAGCAUAAUUAUGCGAUAUUAAUAGCGUUAAUCUCUAUUCUUUCUUUGUUAGUUUAGUGUAUUUUCUCAUUAUUUACGUUGUUUAUUUGUUUUAUAGGUAUUUUGGAGCAAAGAAGGAGAAAAGAAGUAAAAGAGGGAUUGAAAAGCAAAAUCGGGAAAUCUGCCUGUGCAGAUCAAUUAACUUCGACAGAGCACUGAGACCAUCUCAGAACGAUCCAGAGGAUGAUCUUUAUAUUGAUGGAUAGCCUCGGAUGUCUAGUUUCCGAAUAUUUUUACGGCUCAUCAAUAUCAUUUUUCUAGAAGAAGUUAUGGCCGAUUUAGUACAAGAAGGUCAGGCUGCGCGUGAAUCUGAGGUUGGACGGGAAUUUAUGUUUCGAGGCCCAAAUCACACCGAGAAGCCCGAGGACGAGUUUGUGCUUCAUAUUUCAGCUUAAUAUAGACAAAUGGCAUGAUGUGAAUGGUUCGAAUGAGUCAUCAAGUUCAAGAGCCAAUAGGAAAACUCCA
Molecule: messenger RNA, 3859 nt
Organism: Rosa rugosa (rugosa rose)
Lineage: Eukaryota; Viridiplantae; Streptophyta; Magnoliopsida; Rosales; Rosaceae
Exons: 4
Coding region: 178-1695 (505 amino acids)
Source: RefSeq, a predicted model, not a curated record